AUGUCGGAACUUACCGCACUUCCCAAGGGAUCUCUAGUCCUCGUCACCGGAGCCAACGGAUACAUUGGCUCUCAUGUUGCCAAUACUCUGCUCCAGCUGGGCUACCGCGUCCGCGGCACUGUCCGGUCCGACAAGCCAUGGCUCAACGAGUUUUUCAAGACCAAGUACGGCGAAGGUGUCUAUGAGCAGGUCGUCGUUCCUCGCCUCGACGAUCCGGAGGCUCUCGAGAAGAUUCUGACUGAUGUUGCCGGCGUCGCCAGUGUGGCUUCUGACACGACCUGGGGCGACGACCCCAACACCGUCAUUCCUUGGGUAGUGAAGGCAACCGAGAGCAUUUUGGCGGCUGCCGCGAAGCAACCUUCCGUCAAGCGCGUCGUUCUCACCUCUUCUGCUUUCGCAGCAUCGCUCGUUGUCCCUGAUCAGAAGAACUACGUCGACGAGAGCACGUACAACGAAGCCGCGAUCAAGGCGGCCUGGGACCCGGAUACCCCCAAGGAAGUCAAGCCAGGCAUCGUUUACUCGGCCUCCAAGGCCGAGGGAGAGCGAGCUGCUUGGAAGUGGGUCGGAGAGCACAAGCCCGGUUACGUAUUCAACAGCAUCUUGCCCAACUUCACCAUGGGAGAGAUUCUUCACCCGGAGAUACAUGGUUCGACCAUGGGCUUUGCCCGUGGCGUGUUGAAGGGUGAAUUAGCCGGGUUGCAGAUGUUCAUGCCGCAACUCACCGUAGACGUUGUCGACGUCGCGCGUCUCCAUGUCAUCGCCCUGCUCGCCGAGCCGGUCAAGUCGCAGAGAAUCUGGGGUUCUGCGAAUCGCGUCACUACCUCCGACUUCAUUGACGCCUUCCGCGAGCUCAGGCCCGACAACAAAUUGAUUCCGGAGAACCCGGCCGAUGUGGGCCGCGACCUCACCGAGGUUCCACCAGCCGCCAAGGCCGAGGCUUUGUUGCAGAAGUACUUUGGCCAGGGCUGGACACCAUUCAAGGAGAGUCUGGAGGCCGGCAUUCGCGAUUUGUAG
Molecule: messenger RNA, 1014 nt
Organism: Colletotrichum graminicola M1.001
Lineage: Eukaryota; Fungi; Ascomycota; Sordariomycetes; Glomerellales; Glomerellaceae
Product: NAD dependent epimerase/dehydratase
Exons: 5
Coding region: 1-1014 (337 amino acids)
Molecular function (GO): oxidoreductase activity, acting on the CH-OH group of donors, NAD or NADP as acceptor
Source: RefSeq, a predicted model, not a curated record